Messenger RNA from Yamadazyma jaroonii, 1455 nucleotides. Lineage: Eukaryota; Fungi; Ascomycota; Pichiomycetes; Serinales; Debaryomycetaceae. The record is from the annotation of a GenBank genome assembly.
AUGAAUAGUGAACAGUUGAAUCAGCUAAAAUCCAAGGUUAUUUGUAGAGAUGAGCAGUUCGACUUGUUGAAUGCGUACCUAUCUAAUGACAGCUCAGUAUGUGUACCGACGCUUUUAGUUCAAGGGUAUAGAUCAAUAGGGAAAACCUUAACGGUGGAUGAAUAUUUAAAACAAUUGAGCGGAAAAGUAACCAGAAUUAAUUGUGAUCAAUUUAUUACAGCUAAACUGUUACUCCAAGCAUGUUUGAGGAACAUUCGAACAGAUAGUGGUAUGGACUUGAGUCUUUCUCCGGAAUAUUAUUAUAGAGGGGUGUCGACAUCAAAACUAGAGCAGACGUGUGAUAAUUUUUCAAACUUUCAAUUCAAUAUUUCCCAGUUUCUUAAAGAUACAGAUUAUCAGGAACACCAUUUCUUGGUCCUCGAUAGAUUGGACCAAUUUAUUGAGGAUCAUUUACAUUUAUUCAAUGCAUUCUCCAGAUUGCAUGAUGCAGGUGAUAUUAAAAAUAUCACUGUCAUAUUUAUCACCGGUAUGGACACAUCGCAUGAACUUGUAACUAGUGGUAUUCCUCAUGUUUACUUCGAUCCAUAUAGUGAAUCAGACAUCAUAAGGAUACUUCAGAAGAAUCCAUUCUGCUUUUUCGGAUUCCCUGAUGAAGGUUCUUUGGGCCAACAAUUUUGGAAUAGUUUCGUCCAAGUACUUGUGAACCUGUACUAUGAAUAUUCUGCAUCAAAUUUAUCAGUAUUGAUAGAUUUGUGUUAUAAAAAAUGGCCAAUAUUCACCGACACAAUAGUAAAAGGUUCAUAUUCCCCCAGCCAAUUCUUACAAGUUUAUAAAGAGAAUCGAGAAAUAUUCCUGUUUGAAGAACUUCUGAAUUCCCAAGUGAUAAAUUAUAAAACCUCCAAACCGGUUGAAGAAUCCACAGCUUUGAAUCUCAAAGAUAUGACCAAUUUGAUCAAAUUUGUUUUGGUAGCUUCAUAUUUAGCUUCCUAUAUUGAUCCAAGAAAUGAUAUGCAUUUUUUCUCUGCCAUAAAAUAUGAAAAAUUAAGGGAAAUCAAAAAAUUCAAGAAGAAAGAUGAACUCACAAAAAAAGAUAUGGAUAAUAAGUUAUUUCAACCAAACUUCUUUGAUCUUGAAAGGUUGUAUGCCAUUGUCUUGGUGAUUUAUAGAAACUUUUCCAAAUCUUUCGAAGAGGAACAUGAGUUAAUUGACUUAAUGGAUGAUACUGAUGAAAAUGACAUGAUUAAUAAACAACAUGAGAUAUCCAAAUUCUCAUUGGUGGGUAACAUUGACUUACAAUCACAGUUGUCGAUAUUAUUAUCAAGAGGUCUUCUUGCGAGACAAGAGAGUCGAGAUGUUCUUCAGCCAAAACCAAGGUGGAAAUGUAACACUCCUUGGGAAACAAUAAAAGUUAUAGCACAAGACCUUCAAUUCCCUAUAGAAGAUUAUCUUGGUUAA